AUGUCAACAAGGAAAGCUCCCGAUGAACGGGCCGGUCAGUUCGGCAAUGCUUCAAAUGAACAAGCAACUGACAAUGGUCGAACAUUGCAAUGGACUAACGGCUUAGGAUCAUCAAACGCCUUCAUCACGCUGGUCAGUAGUCCGACAGCGAAUUCAACAAGUGGAACAGAAUCAGGAACUGUUUCAACAAAUGUCUGGCAUAGUAAUGAUGCCGGUGAUGUGAAUUUUACUGAUCAAAGUAAUACGCAACAAUUGCUUGCUUCCACCGAAAAGGUUCAACGUAAUUAUGGCAAUGCUGACGACAGUACAGCUAAUGCUCAUAGUGAACAUGCUACAGUUACAGCAAUGUCAUUUAGCGACCACAUUUACUCACCUUCGAAUUUAAUUACUACGACAUCUGAAUCAUCUGUUAAGCCAGAAUUAGAUGUUGUGGUAGUAGGUGCAAGUGCGAAGUCACCGUCAGCGAUAGAAGAUCGAACGACAAAAACGAGAAUAAUAUGGACAGAUGACCUGCGUGAAAUUUUAAUACAGGAAAUGAAGAAACGACCCUGUUUAUGGGAUCACAACCAUCCAAAAUAUAGAGAUCUGCAGUAUGCGGCAAGUGAAAGGAACGAAGUCAUUGAAUCUUUCUAUCAUCGGACGGGAUACGCAUUGAAUGCGGAUGAUAUUGCGAGACAGUGGAAGUCUUUGAGAGAUCAAUAUGUACGUUUCAUCAACAAAAUCAGAAAUAUGGAACCAAAUGAUUGUCGAUUUCCGUCAUUCAAAUUUUCCGAAGAGCUAAAGUUUCUAAUGCCUUAUAAACAGUUGCCUCAGUCUCGAUAUUGCAUUAUGAUAAACGAAGAAAAUGGCCUGCAAAACCUGAAUGAAAGUAUUCCAUCAAAGGAAUCGUGCUCUGAGUUUUCAGUGCCUGGCACUUCUGCCACAAGUUUACUGCCAAUUCGCCGUAAAAGAAAACAUGGCAGGUCGUCGGAUUACAAAACUCAGAAAGAUGUUGACUUAAAAACACAUGAUAGAGAAGACGGUUGUUUCUCUAGGAUGGAUGAAUUUGAUCAUUUUGGCCUGUCAAUUGCCGAUUAUAUUCGAGGAAUUGCAAAGCUUGAUGAAAAAGCAGCGGUGUGGAUAAGAGGCGAAAUUUGGACAUUGUUGACGAAGUGUCGGAUGAAAGCACUGGAGGGAUGUGGCGGAAAUGGCACCAGUUAA
This is a messenger RNA of Acanthocheilonema viteae, 1200 nucleotides long. Lineage: Eukaryota; Metazoa; Nematoda; Chromadorea; Rhabditida; Onchocercidae. The record is from the annotation of a GenBank genome assembly.